Amoebophrya sp. A25 is the source of this 4548-nucleotide messenger RNA. Lineage: Eukaryota; Dinophyceae; Syndiniales; Amoebophryaceae. The record is from the annotation of a GenBank genome assembly.
CUUAGACAAAUCUUUGAUUUACGAUGGAAUAGCUGAUCUGCCAUCCAUCACUGAUCCUUGUGAUAGGCAAGAUAGGCACGUAUUGCCAGAUAUGAAGGCAACACGAAGAUCGUUCAUGCCUUCGUAUUGUGGCCAAUGGUGGGUCCGAGAACGCGGAGGCGUGCAAGGUACACUUUGAGAGGUACCGCUGUGGUGUUCAUUUUGUAUGGCAUGCGAUGGUUUCUUUAUCCCAGAGGUGCUCCUGACCACCAUCUCGUGUUUCACUGCUUCGGUCUAACGGGCUUUUGAACAAGCGAAGGUGGGAUGUGAAAUACUGGGAUGGGGAAGCCAUCUCCACAUUAAUGCGGAGCUCUUGAGGGGAGCAACUCGACAUGGAGUGAGGGCCUCAACAACUGUGGUCAGAUUCGGCAAAGAUGGCUCAACGGCCGACUACAGCGCAACAGAAAGACAGGCAACGAGCAGCACGGAGGCAGAUACCUCUGCUCUGCCGAAGUUCUACAUCUACGAUGAUCCUAAGAUACGGAUGCCUUGGUACGACAUCGAAAGCCCAGCAUGUACCGAAUACCAGGAGGCGUAUUGGCGAUCCGAUGAAGGGGAGAAUCACACAGCGCGGUGGCUCCUGGGAGGCAAGCAAACAACGGACUCUCGCUAUGAGCUGGGAGGUGCGGACCGGUCUUUGCUGAAGUUCCUCGAAGAGCAUCCUAAUAGAGUGCGAGACUUGGCGGAGAGCAGGCUGUCGAAGGGCACGGACGGACAGACUGCUGAGAAGUUGCUUUACAUCAUUCUUAAGGCUAUCUUCGUAUUUGAAACCUGAAUUAUGCCGCCGAAAUUUUAUAGCUUGGGGAAAGUGUAUGGAAAAUGUAAAUAGCGGAUGUGCGCUGCUAAGCAGUUGCUCAUUAAGUGCUCCAUCUAAAAACCCCACCCCUCUCGCUGCUGCAGUACUGUGUGGCUGCCACGAUGACGAUCUUUGCUCCGAUGUUGACACUGCCUUUGAAACUCUGAUUGCGACAGAAUCCUUCAAGCGGAAUCAUGGCAAGGACCACUUUUUGCCGGCGUUCCAUUACAUGUAUGAGAAGUACAGGACGUGGAACUACAGGAUUGUUGAGGACAUGUUGACAUUCGCUUUAGGCGAACGAUGUUGCUGUGCCGAUUCGUGGUAUCGUGUUUUCACUUGUUGCUUUUCUUCACAGGUAACGUUGAGCCUACGAAUCUCUUCUUCUAACACCAGUUAUUCCAAGACUUUUCGGGUCGCUAUCUUCCUGGUAUUUCGAAGUGGUAUCCGGUUUUGCGCAAUAUUACGAUUGGCACCUUCGAGUAUCAUGGGUUCGGUCGCUUUGUGUCCAAGCAUGACUCCGCAAUAGGCCACAACUUUGGAGCAGUGUUUGACUUGGUAGAUGAUCCGCCACAACUUGGAGCUAGUAUAAUUGGGAAUGCUGGAGAUCAUGAUGACUUGGUCUCGGAGGUCGAGGAGCCGUUCGCUGCAGGAAAGGAUCUUUAAGGCAAGGAUCCUUAGUCGUCUCUUCUGUGAAUUUGAAUCUGAAUGAAAUUUCAUCAAAUCAUGUGUUGUGGUUAAUAUACUGCUAGUACCUAAGUAUUUCGAGUACAAGACUAGUUAUCAACAUCGAGUCCACCCCAAGAAGAAAAACCUCUAAUACAUCGCCAAGGUUCCCUACCUGAACGAGGAAACAGGGAAGAUUGAGUCCUAUUACGCGCGUUUCGUCGAUGGAGCAGCCAAGGUUCGACCAAAAAGCGUCGACGAAUAUGCAAAAACAAUGGGUGUACUUGGGAGUCAUAUUAUGGACCGAAGAGAAUAUGAAAAUGUAGAUGAUAUACUUACUGUUGUGUAACACGGGAGACAACUACGGGAAGUAGGUUGGUAGAUCAGAAAAUUUAAGAUUACGGAUACUAGCAAGACUACUCACUUUCAUCACGGGGAUACUAGCAUCAGCAUGAGGAAUAUGAACUCAGUAGCGAAUUAUCGUCAAGGUCUUCUAAUCAUCAAUGGCCCUCGACGAGCCGACUAUUGGCAGGAGCACGCGAGCCUCCACACGUCUUGAAGGGCAUGAGCGUGCUCGUAUCGACAGCGUUGCUACCGCCUCGACUUUUCUUCUCUGCGAAUCCUUACAUUCAACGGACUUUAAGUUAGGCCAAAUAUCAAUCUCGAAAACCUAGUUGUAAACUUUGACUUUCUUCAUCUGUUUUUGACGGCUUCUCUAAUCAACCCCCGCCCCCAACAGUGGCCUGCUCCUAGCGACGAAGGACGAUCAAGCUGACGGUACUCAUAUCGCAGUAAGAACUCGGUUUCGAGGGCGGGCUACUAGAGAUUGGCGAGCCUUCUGGGCUAGGGAUGAAUACAAUGAUGAAAACCGUCUUCGCUUUUGGUGGGAAGUUACAAAGCGUGCCUUGGUUUUACCCAGACCAGGUCGUAAAAUCGUUCGACCUGUUGUGCUAGUAGGAAGCAAGAGCAGUGGCCGCGGAACAUCUUCAAUUAUGGGCACCAGCGGAACAAUCAGUACAAAAUUUUUAAUUAGUGAUUUUUACCACACCAACUGGCGAAGACGGAAAACCUUCUUUUUUUAUCGCAUACGAGAACGCACAAUAGCCGGACGGGGAACGCAGUGGUUCCGACAUGUGCUGAUCGUAGCAAAAAGGCGGAUUCUGGAUGCUUUCAUCAAAGAUAUGGGGAUCGGACCGAGGGUUACGAUACAACACGUUCAAGGUGUUGCAGAUCCACGACCUUCGUUUGGAACAACGGAAACUCCUCCAAUAUCUUCUGCACCUUCGUCCUCUGCAAGUAGAGGCAGUUCUUCUGCUUCCGGUUCUGCUUUCGGUGGUUCAGCUGUCCGCAGUGCUAGGGCCGCUUCCUGGGACAAGUCUCCACCGAUCCCACCAUGGUGGCGUUCACACUUCUUCAAUGCAGGCUACUCGCUGUCGAACGAUCGGAAGUGGGCACGAACUUGGUCGGAUAGCAAAUUUUGCCUCAUGAUGCGGGGAGACACGUUCUCAUUAUGACUCAAUGUUGAUGUCUUAGAAGAGUUUCAGUCCUAGGAGAAUGAAGUCUCAGUACAUACUUCUGACAGUAGAAGUUGCUGUACUCAUCUCGUUUGUAUUCUACGUUCAACUUUUUUUCAUUCUACCUACGUUCAACUUCAAUGGCGCACCUUGCAGCUUCAGAGUGACCUACAUUAGAGGUAGGUUUUUGGUGUUCGUUUACCCCGUUCGUUAUGCCUUUCCCCCUUCAGAAAGGCAACACGAACGGUAACAACAACACCUCUAACCUACCCUUAACUACACUUCAACAGAACACCUUGUAGUUUGAUGAGAUUGACACCAUCAACUACCUCAAGCACAAUGAACGUUCAUUUUGUAUGAAGACUUUCGUCUACGCGAUCCGGACAUUCUGCAUACCAGUGAUCGUUAGCGAUCUGUUCGGGGCUACAUCACUGCCGUUUCCUAGUACUCUACGGACUCGAGCUUUCGCGGCACCUACUUUCGACGAAGGGAAAAAUAGGACGAAAAUAGAACAACGAGGAGUGCCGUCGUCGUCAGGCAUCUUCUUGAGUAGGGAUCAUGAUGACCAGAGAAAAGACUACGUUCAAAUGAAGCUUGUUGUAAGGAAGCAACGUGGAGAUAGAAAACAAGGGAAGCGAAUUAGCAGGGCGAAAAGAAGAAGCUUCCGUCCACGCCUUGGCAUCGAUGUGAAGCACGUUUUAGGGACUAGUGGAGGGGUCCAAGCGCAGGAGACGGAGUCAUCGAAUACUAGACAUGAAGAUACAAGAUUACAAGAACGACAAAGAGAGGGCUUUGAGUUAUGGUCAACUUUUCGCUAUUGUUGUUCAUUUUUUUGCCCAAAAGACCUUGUAGAUGUGUCUUGAUGUUCUUGUCCACAAACAUAUAUCGCUCUAAAACUUAGCAAAGGGGACAGCUUGGAUGCAACCUCCCAAGUGCCGCAUCCUCGUCAAGGUCUGCGGCUUUCCGAUUUCGCCAUUCAGAUUGCAGAGGCAGACUUCCGACAUCACUACUAUUUCCUUCUGCAUUAUCUCUACAGCCUACGAGACACUGAAAUUAUGCGUCUUUUGAAGGGUAUUCAUCGUGUGCAGCCCUUGCUGGAUUACGAGCAUCCAGAUGCGUCUCGCACAAUAACAGACGCGCUACUUGUGGAGUUGAGGCAUCUGUUGAAGCUGUGAAGGCAUCUGCAGGGGUUCCUCAAAUUAUGUUAUUCGACGAUUAUUUAAAGAUUUUGAAUUCGGCAGGAGUGUCUUUGCUUCUCUGGGAGAACAAGUAGGAUAAGCAUAGAGUAUCAAAAUCAGAACGGGAUACCAGAUUCGAGUGUAUAUGACUUGCACCAUUGGAAACAAGAGAAAUGAUUAAUGCAAAGUGUUACUUAUUCUUAUCUUAUCGCCUCGAGCUCGAUGCCGAUCGCUUUCGCUAUUGCCAAUAACUUGAGAAUAUAGAAUGAAGCUGUAGUUGUAGUUUUUGAGCAGGUACGCGCCGAUGUUUUUUUCUUUUCCCGUAUCAGAACAGAACUCUUCGGGAUAGUUGAAGCGA